Messenger RNA from Malassezia japonica, 1263 nucleotides. RefSeq lists its product as uncharacterized. Gene Ontology annotation, cellular component: mitochondrion. The transcript has 6 exons. The coding region runs from base 1 to 1263 and encodes 420 amino acids. Gene Ontology annotation, biological process: fatty acid biosynthetic process; mitochondrial fission. Lineage: Eukaryota; Fungi; Basidiomycota; Malasseziomycetes; Malasseziales; Malasseziaceae. The record is from RefSeq and is a predicted model, not a curated record. Gene Ontology annotation, molecular function: magnesium ion binding; holo-[acyl-carrier-protein] synthase activity.
AUGACCAAAGUCGAGGACAAGGUCGAGUCGCACCAUGCGAACAACGAGGCGAUGGACGAGAGCCUAGGCCGUUACUCGGCCUAUGCGAUGCGCCUGCGUACGCUGCUCGUGUCGAGCUCGCGCUACAUUGCGUACUCGUCAGACAUUGGCGAGGCCUUCCGUCCUCUGACGCGUCCGAUCGUUGUGCAGGCCGCCUACGGUAUAAGCUGGGCUUACAUCUUUGCCGAUGUAGGCUACACCUGCUACGCCUCGUGCAAGGGCCGCGAACUGGGCGACCCGGGUGUGAAGACGGACGUCGCGUGGAUCGCGACGCGCCGUGCCGUGUUCCAGACGCUGGCGAGUCUUGUGCUUCCCGCCGUGACGAUCCACAGUGUGGUGAAAUACUCGGCGCCGGUCUUUGCCAAGUCGAGCAGCCUGCGUUUGCGCAGCAUCGGCCCUACGGUCGCGGGUCUCUUGACCGUGCCCCUGCUCCCCAUCCUCUUUGAUAAGCCAGUCGAGCACGGCGUGGAGCACGCCUUUGACCUGGUCGAGCUCAAGUUGGCUGCCGUCCAGGGUAACAAGGACGCGCAGCAGGCGCUCGACGACAAGUUUGCGCGCAUGAAGCAGUUCAUGUUUGGCGCGACCUCACCCACGGCCGACCCGCGUCCGGACCCGCGCCAGGUCGACGAGAUCGGCUCGUCGCCCAAGCCGGAUCUCUCGACGAAGAGCACGACGGCCGCGCAGCUCGCGGUGCUCGGCCUGGGUGUCGAUCUCGUGUACAUGCCGCGCCUGCGCAGCCUCGUCUCGCGCCACGCCAAGCGCAUGGCCGCGGUGCCGUGGCAGGGAGCGUUUGCGACUGCUCCGCGCCUCGCUACGCCGCAGCGCCAGGAGGAGCAGGCGAAGCCCGAGACGCUCCUGGCCGCUGCCGCACAGCACUUUGCGCGCCGCACGCUGUCCAAGUCGGAGGCCGCGCACUGGGCCAGCCUCUCGCCGUGCCUCACGCACGAGGACCGCCUGCGGUUUCUUGCCACGAGAUGGGCCUGUAAAGAAGCCACCUACAAGGCGGUCUAUCCCCAUCUGCGUGUCGCUGCGCGCGACGUGUCGAUGGCACGGGGAAAUACACCCGCGACGAUCAAGCCGUCUGUCCAGCUGCGGGCGGACGCAGAAUACAAAGACGCCACGGGCCAGGUCGCUGCGCUCGCUGCCGAUGCGCUGCGACUGCAUCUGAGCGUCGCGCACGACGGCGAGUACGUCAUGGCCUCGGUCCUGGCCGAAACUUUGUAG